This is a messenger RNA of Copidosoma floridanum, 3664 nucleotides long. RefSeq names its product Plasmanylethanolamine desaturase Kua (gene Kua). Gene Ontology annotation, molecular function: oxidoreductase activity. NCBI's taxonomy places the organism in Eukaryota, Metazoa, Arthropoda, Insecta, Hymenoptera, Encyrtidae. The record is from RefSeq and is a predicted model, not a curated record.
AACGAUACGAAGCGAGAACAGAUACGUAAGUACCACCGCCAGUGCCAUCGGCAUCAUGGACGCAGGAUCUUCGUUGUCCAAAGCGACGCCGUCGAGUACAAAACACCACUGACUCCAUUGGAACCUAGACGUAAAAAUUCCAAAUUACUUUUGUCAAACACAAUGAAGAGCUCCGACUCGAUGCAUCCUCGUUGCCGCACGUCCUCGCGAUACCGGGAGGAUCUGUAGGUGUUAUGACUACCGCGACGAUCGUGCCAUUUUACACGGAUGAUGCCGGAGGAGCGCAACUUCGGAAAUGAAAGCCAAGUUGUUUAGUAUUACCCAAAGAAAACGCGCUGGACGCACUACUUGUCGAUAUAUUUUAUAAUACAUAUACGUACGUAUAUGGGUCAAAUUGAUCGUUUUACAUAUACAUAUAGCGGAUGUAACAUGGUAAAUAAAAGGUCCCCGGCUGGACUUUUGCGCGUGAACUUCGAUUAUCUACGAAAAAGUCGUUGAUUCGUGCGGCCGUAUAUCCUAUUAUUUAUCAAUCACCUCGCGAGCCUGAUACUUUACGAUGGAGGCGUCGGCCAUGCCGCAUUUGGGCCAGGCGGCUUCGGUCGCUUGCACGAUGGCCUCGAAUCUGCUGGCCCCCGUGAAAACCGAGCGCCAGAUCUACGAGAACUCGAUGCUCGAGGACGACCCCAACUCCAACUCGGUGGUGCCGAGCAGCUCGACGGAGGACAGGACGGUGCCCAGGUGGGGCCCGAAUCACAAGGGUGCCCAGGAACUAGCGAGCCUCUACAGCGGAAGCAAAAGGAUCCAAGAAGUGAUUUGCGUGAUCGUGUCCGUGGUCCUCAUGUCGCUCGUCUUUCUCUUCAUCCUCGUGCGGAUACGACUGGAAAACCUGAGCCUCAUAAUGAUAUGCACGUUCUUGAGCAUGCUGUCGACCGAUUUCAUCUCGGGUCUGGCCCACUGGGCGGCCGACACGUGGGGAUCGAUCGAGCUACCGAUCAUAGGAAAGAAUUUCCUCCGACCAUUCAGGGAACACCACAUAGAUCCCACGAGCAUCACCAGGCACGAUUUCAUCGAGACGAACGGCGAUACGUUCGCGGUCACCAUACCAGUGCUCUGCAAGAUCCUGUACGACCUGGUCGUCCUGCCGGAGCCGGAAAUCCAGAGACGAUUUUUUUGGAUCUGCUUUUGGUACCAGCUCACGAUAUUCAUAGCAAUGACGAAUCAGAUUCACAAGUGGUCGCACACUUACUUUGGGCUGCCGACGUUCGUCGUUUGGCUGCAGGAGCACCGGAUAAUCCUGCCGAGGCGGCACCACCGCGUGCACCACGUCGCCCCACACGAGACGUACUUUUGCAUAACGACGGGCUGGUUGAACUGGCCCCUGGAAAAGCUGCGCUUCUGGCACGUCCUCGAGUGCGGCAUCGAGAGGCUGACCGGUUGCAAGCCCCGGGCCGACGACAUGAAGUGGGCCCAAAAACGCUCUUGAAACGGUGUUCCUUCGCAUAUCCUUAUCACGCCCAAAUGUGCUCGCGGCUACUGUUACAAUAGUAUUAGAAAGACGACAUUCUUCGCACAAGUGUUAUUCCGUUCUACUUAUACAUAUACGUAAGUAUAUAUGCUCGUCGAUCAGCUCAGAGUUUAUUUUCAUCACUUGCCGACCGAUACACGUAUUCCGCCUGAUUCCGCGCGCAUAGUGUGUUAAAAUGUUGUACAUAUAAAUAUAUACGUACGAAUAUAAACAUACAUACAUAUAUUUUGCUCGAAGUGCGCGUGUGUGUGUGUACAUAUAGCGUAAUGAGCAGGAGAAAUUUUUGUCAAAAGCGUUGAUGUAAGCCUUAACGGAGACAGUGUGGGUAUAUUUUGUUACAGUGCACGUGGUCGUCGAUGCGCCGUGAAAUAUUUAUUACGAGUGGGAAAAAAAAAAAGAUAAAUAAAUAACAAUGUGUCUUUGUACUUUGGCCUUGAAAUUCAGUCCGAAAGGCAAAUUAGUUGAAUGACAAAAGAAAAAUAGUGUCCAAGGUCGGUUAAAAGUUCAUAUGUCAUGAAUACGAGUACACGACAGAGUGAAGUAUGUUCGCAAAUUUUCAGCCCUUGUAUAUAUAUAUAUGUAUUUUACAUCCAAGACUCAAUUGAAAAUUAAGUAUCUCAGAUUCGUAUAUGUGAGUGUGGGUUUAUUAUUAAUUGAAAACCAUGUUACUUAAAACAUUUGUCUUUUAUAACAUACACGGGAUCGUUCUGCUCUUUUAUUCACGGUUAUCUCACGAAACACUUUGUAUUUUAAAUGACUCGUUUUUACACGCGCACCCUGUAAAAGCUCUAACGAGACUUUGAAACGAAUUGCUAAGUGCCCGAUAAUUUACCCAUAAAUAUAUAAGCAACGCAACGUAACACGAAUUUGCACUAAAUGCAAAUGAGUAUAUAAGAUGCGUGUGUACAUCAUAUAUUUUCAAUAAUAUCUACGUAUGACAAAUAAACAAUAAACCGUUGAAUGUAAUGAUUCGAAAGGAGGGGGGGGUACGCUGCCUAUAUAUACGUAAAAUAUGUAUAUUUUAUUAUCGCUUGCACAGCACCAAUGUCAUCCCUGAACCUUUUCACACGCGCGCGUACCGUAUGUCGAAUAAAAUUUUCAAUAGUGUAAAGUAUACUUUUGAAGAACAAUAUGCCCGUAAAACUUUAAGAACAAUCGAUUAGGAGCAGUUUCGUUGUUUUAAAGGUUUGUACGUGUAAUACGAACGGUCAGAGUACAUUUUUACAAUGUUUGACACAACGCACAAUUCAUUUCGAUAGUUUUUAUGAAAUUAUUUUUAUACAACAAUGACUUUUACUACACAAUUUCGGGCGUUAUAAUGACUUUUGUAACGUCUUAUGUGCCUUAUAUAUAUAUAUUUAUACACUCUGUCAACGUAACUUACUAUUAUCUUUGACCUUUUUAUUCAUUAUUGACUUGCAUUGUGAUGCGAAAUAGAUUUUGCAAUGAUAAUGCAACUAAACAUUUUUUUUUUCUCGCGAUAAAGAAUUAAAUUUUCCUACGAUUAGCAACUAAAACGAAACUAAAAAGCAUACACAAUAUGCUGAGUGUCGGGAAAAAAUUUGCGGUUCUGGUUCAGGGACCACGAAGAUACUUAUUUUCCAAGUGUGUCAUUUUUUUUAAAAGCUUUUAUACUUAGACGCGUCAUAGUUCCUUUUUAUUCAAGAAAAUUACAAUCGUUUUAAAAGUCAAGUCAAGUAACAUUUCGUUGAAAAAUCUACGACAUAUAUAUUUGAUUAUUAUAUUGUUAUUGCAGAAGUUUAUGUUGUUACGAAUUUGUAAAAAGGCAUUGUAUAAUUCUUGUACAAAGUAUUUUUUUUACAUAAAUAUGUAUAUUAUGUACAAUCUAUGUUCAGGAUGUUAUAUUAUUCACUAUUGUUUAAAGUCUCGAUUUUUACCAUUAAUAAUUAUUUCACACCAAAAAGAUUAUCUCGUUAUUUAAAUGAUGUAAGAGUUUCAAAAUCAAGACUUUUGUGUACCAAACUCUUUCAAUAAAAAGUAUAUUUUUUGCAUUUGCAUAAUGGUAUCAAAUACAAACUGUUUUUUAAUUUAUAAGUAUUGAUUAAUGUUAAUUUUUUAUUGCAAUGAAAUUUUAAUAAUAUUUAAAUCAACUGUGUAAAGCAAUGAUGCAUGCCAUGU